Molecule: messenger RNA, 1638 nt
Organism: Mycena citricolor
Lineage: Eukaryota; Fungi; Basidiomycota; Agaricomycetes; Agaricales; Mycenaceae
Source: the annotation of a GenBank genome assembly
AUGACAGAGGCUGCCACCAACGAAGCAGACCCCUCCGCUUUGACAGUUGUCGAGCUCCUGCAUCUGUUACGUGACAGACUCGAGGUCCCCCGCUCCCUCGGCAAACGCAAAAACGAUAUCAUAGCACACGUCAAGCAAUCCAAUCCUGCGCUAUACAGCGAGCUCUGUAUUGUGGCUGGUGAGAAGAACCGGCAAAAGCGAAAGCGUGUGGAGGCCAUUCCAGUUGAACGAGCUGUGCGACGGAAAGUCCUUCAUCGAUGCGCAAACGUAGAGGCUGGUUGCAAGAACCUGGACGAAUUCAUGCGUCUUCCCGAUGACGCACAGAAGCAAGCCAUCUACCGCCGGUUCUUUGAGGCCACCUCCAACGCGGGCGUAGCAAUGAUGAUCUGCGGUGUUUGUGCAAGAGAGGUGGAUGCAGGCAUCCGUGAUGACGAAGACAGUACACCACGCAGACUCGACACUCUUCCAAACGUGCACCGGCUGGUACCGCGCGUAGCUCACCCAGCACACACGCUCUACCAGGGCAAGCUACUUGAGCCCAAGGGUGUCGUCGUACAGGCAGACGAGAUCCGUGUCCGUGUCUGUUCCCAGUGUUCAGCCAGCCUGCUCAAAGCCGAAGACCAGCCGCCAAAGUUUUCGCUCGCAAACAAUUUGUGGAUUGGGCCUGUCCCGUGGCACUUGCAAGUGCUCACCUUCCCUGAACAACUCCUCAUCGCUCUCUUGUACCCUUGUGUUUUCGUCUUCAAACUCCAUCCGCGUGUUGGAGGCCGUGAUCCAACGAAACUGCAAAGAGGCAUGCGAGGGACAGUGAGCACGUAUGAGCUGGAUUCCGACGGGAUCACAUCGAUGCUGGUGGGAGACUUGAUGCCGCGUCCACCAGCCGUGUUGGCGUCUGUGAUUUCAGUCACAUACAUCGGUGUGGGGCAACUCCCAAAGAAUUGGCUCUGUUCCACCUUCCGUGUUCGCCGCAACGUUGUCUUCAAUGUGUUGCACUGGUUGAAGGAGAAUAACCCAAAGUACUAUGGAAGCAUUAGUAUUGACUCUUCCCGCUUGGCCGCACUCCCAGACAAUGAUGUCCCAAUAGAGGUGCUCAGUCUUGUCCGCCAAACAGAGGAUACAGACGUUGUUGCACGAGAAAGCGAUGGGUAUCUUUCGGAGCGGCACACUGAUGAGCAAGCGGAUGGUUUUGAUCUCCCUGCGAGUGAUAGCCAUGCAGCAGGCAAAGACGUGUCGCAAGAGGGUGACAAUGGAGGUCCGGAUGGCAUUCCGCUUGAUAUCACAGGUACUAUUGACACAGACCUGUCAUCCCUCAGUACAAAUGAAAUGAUGCAAUGGGGUUUGGCGAACUUGUGGAAGCGUGGUGAAGAGGGCUCUUAUGCUGUGCAACAUGGGUCAAGGCCAGUCAGUGACUUUGGGCGCCCCCAACUUAAAUCGGGCGAACCACCUGACCCGGAUCGCGCCAACUUCUUUGAACGUGCCUACCCCUCGUUAUAUCCAUAUGGUGUGGGCGGGUUGGAAGCAGAUCGACCCGUAGACGUCAAAUUCGCAGCACCUCAGUUACCACCGCCAUCACGCGGUUCUCCCCCCGCGGGGUACCUACUGGGUACCCUCAGACGUCUUGCUGAGGGUACCCAGUAG